This is a messenger RNA of Prionailurus viverrinus (fishing cat), 2497 nucleotides long. It is a transcript of the gene ALG11, whose product is annotated as ALG11 alpha-1,2-mannosyltransferase. The record is from RefSeq and is a predicted model, not a curated record. Gene Ontology annotation, biological process: protein N-linked glycosylation. Gene Ontology annotation, cellular component: endoplasmic reticulum membrane. The transcript is spliced from 5 exons. The coding region runs from base 172 to 1650 and encodes 492 amino acids. NCBI's taxonomy places the organism in Eukaryota, Metazoa, Chordata, Mammalia, Carnivora, Felidae. Gene Ontology annotation, molecular function: GDP-Man:Man(3)GlcNAc(2)-PP-Dol alpha-1,2-mannosyltransferase activity.
CUCCUCCCCGGGAGAUUCUAUUGACUGGAAGGCCGUGGGAAGCUACUACCAGCAGCCAAUUGAAACGCGAAAUCUGCCCCAUGGGGGCGGAGAGAACACCGCCCGCUUCCUCGGGAGCCAAUAGAGAAGAGGAACAGCGAAGCGCUUCCUGAGUUCGGGGGUCGAGGGAAGAUGGCGACCACCAAAGGGGGUUGGUGCUUGUGCGAGUUACUGAGGUUUUUUUAUUCAUUAUUCCUCCCUGGCCUGACAGUAUGUGGAAUUUUAUGCAUAUGUUUGUUCAUUAUCCUCUGGGGAAUCAGACUGCUGGUACGAAGAAAGAAAGACUCAGUAGCAACUAGCAAAAAUGGGAAAAAUCAACUGGUGAUUGCAUUUUUUCAUCCGUACUGCAAUGCUGGUGGCGGAGGAGAAAGAGUUUUGUGGUGUGCCUUAAGGGCUCUGCAGAAAAAGUAUCCUGAAGCAAUUUAUGUUGUGUAUACUGGUGACGUGAACGUCAGUGGUCAACAGAUUCUAGAAGGUGCUUUCCGAAGAUUUAACAUCAGGCUCACUCACCCAGUGAAGUUUGUUUUCCUGAGGAAACGCUACCUUGUGGAAGAUUCGCUCUAUCCUCACUUCACACUGCUGGGCCAAAGUCUAGGAUCCAUUUUUCUUGGCUGGGAAGCUCUAAUGCAGUGUGUUCCUGACGUUUACAUCGAUUCAAUGGGAUACGCGUUCACACUGCCUCUGUUUAAGUAUCUAGGUGGUUGUCGCAUUGGCAGCUACGUUCAUUAUCCCACGAUCAGCACUGAUAUGCUGUCUGUAGUGAAGAACCAAAAUGUCGGAUUUAAUAACGCAGCCUUCAUUACCAGGAAUCCUUUCCUCAGCAAAGUAAAGCUCAUCUAUUACUAUUUAUUUGCUUUUAUUUAUGGACUUGUGGGUUCUUGCAGUGAUGUAGUGAUGGUCAAUUCUUCUUGGACACUAAACCACAUUCUCUCACUGUGGAAAGUCGGGAAUUGCACUAAUAUUGUUUACCCACCUUGUGAUGUACAGACCUUUCUGGACAUUCCCUUACAUGAGAAAAAGACAACCCCAGGACAUUUGCUGGUUUCCAUUGGCCAGUUCCGGCCUGAAAAGAAUCAUCCUUUGCAGAUCAAAGCCUUUGCUAAGUUGCUGAAUAAGAAGGUGGCUGGAUCACUUCCUUCCCUUAAACUUGUCCUCAUUGGAGGGUGUCGUAACCAAGAUGAUGAGCUCAGGGUAAACCAACUGAGAAAGCUUUCUGAGGAUCUGGGAGUUCAAGAAGAUGUGGAAUUUAAAAUAAACAUUCCAUUUGAUGAGUUAAAGACUUACUUGUCUGAAGCAACAGUUGGUCUGCACACCAUGUGGAACGAGCAUUUUGGGAUUGGAGUUGUCGAGUGUAUGGCAGCUGGCACGAUUAUCCUCGCACACAAUUCAGGGGGCCCCAAGCUUGACAUUGUCGUCCCUCAUGAAGGAGAGAUAACUGGAUUUCUGGCUGAAAGCGAAGAAGGCUACGCGGAAACCAUGGCUCAUAUUCUUUCCAUGUCUGAGGAAAAGAGACUCCAAAUCCGAAGCAGUGCUCGGGCAUCUGUAAGCAGAUUCUCUGAUCAGGAGUUUGAACUGGCGUUCCUGUCAUCUGUGGAGAGCUUAUUCAAAUAAUGUCAUAUCUGUACAGAUGAAAGAUAUUUUAUAUAAAAUGGCGACAUACCUUCAUUCACAAGAAUCAUUUAAAGACCUAAAGACUCCAUUUCACAAAGCUGUUUAAGGACAAAAAUCGGGAUUAUAACCUGGGACUUCUGACUCCAGCCCAGUUCACUUUCUUAUCUUACAGCUAGUCUUUUGUGGUAAGAUCCAUACCACCGCCCCCUCAGUUUACCCAUCAGCCCAUAGAAAAUCAUGAGAAUAAAGAUAAAGAAAUUGCAAGGGACUAAGAAGUAAAGGAAGAAAGGUUUCUGAAAUCCCAUAAAGCAUUUCUUAAUCUUGUUUCUUCAAAAUUAUUUUUUCAUUUGUCACAAACAUCACUGGAAACAUAAUUUGCAUAUAUGUUCAUCUUCCCUGUUCCUAAUGUGAUAGGACAUGUCAUUUUUUUUUUUUUUUUUGGAAGGACUGAUAACCAUGGAAAGCAUCAAAGCAAUAUGUCUGCUGUCUGUCUGAAGAACUCUUGAGUGACUAUUCCUGUAAAACAUUGUUUUUGAGUGGUCCAAACACAGUAUAUUUUGAACCCACAGCAGUGGGGACGCACAUUCUUAUUUCAGUUGUGCAUAACAAAAUACCUGUUCUUUGUAUCUCGACUUGUAUCUAAAUAUGCCUUUAAUAGAUACAAAAUCUGUUUGUCUCUAAGUAUGAUAGGAAGUGGUUUUCAGUCUCUUGGAUACUUUUCCGCAUAUGGUGUAUUUGUCCCCUCAUGCAGGCUCUCAAUUCGGAAUUAUCUGUUAUCUACUACCAGUACUUCUAAGCUCCACAUGCCAAGAAUUUAAAAAAUAAAAAUGAAAAAUUUAAAGAUAAA